Molecule: messenger RNA, 2241 nt
Organism: Rangifer tarandus platyrhynchus (Svalbard reindeer)
Lineage: Eukaryota; Metazoa; Chordata; Mammalia; Artiodactyla; Cervidae
Source: the annotation of a GenBank genome assembly
AUGACCGUGAGCCUGGGACUCGCCGGAGCAGCUCUCCUGCACCCGGGGCCCUGUCGGCGUGGCCGGCUCCGAGCUGAGCACCUCGUGGGUAGGUGCACUGCAGAUGCCCCCUCUGCCCCUGCGCUGGAUCUGGCAUCUUGCUCUGCUUCACAGCCUUUGGCCUCCGCCACCCUGGCCUUCAUGGUCGACACACCCACCUCAGAGCUGGCAGCUGCCGGGGACUCAGCCCAGACGCUCAGAAGCUGCCUGCCACAAAUCCUUGUUCCUAACAUUGUUCCGGAUCCUGGUGAGAAAGGUCGGGGGCACUCAGUGUUCGAACGGGAGCCCUGCCGCACGGGCUGUGACCUUGGGCCAUCCCCGCGCCUCCCGGAGCAGGAGUUUCCGCGUCUAAGCCGCCGGGAGGGCGCCGAGCGCCCCCCUACCCCGCAGUGCCCCCCACGCGGCCGCUCGGCCGCCUGCCGCGACAUGCCCAAGGUCACCCCAGGCCCCAGCCCGGACCCCCGGCCCCGCCGCCGGGUUUUGGGGUGGGGGCCGGCGCGCGGCGGUUCCGGGGCGCCGCGCGCGCUGACGCCGGGCCCGGCGAUGCGGCGGGGACGGGGCGGCUUCGGCGGGCGUCCUCCUUUUGUGCGAGCGCCGGCGGCUCGGCUUCUCGAAGGUAAGCGGCAUUUCCUCUUCCUCCUCGACGCGUCUCUUCCUUUUCUAUUUCUCGCCUGGCGCUCGCCAGGGCCGCCGCUGCUGCCGUGCCGGCGCGGCGGGGGCCGCUCGCAAACCUGCGGCGGUGACAUGAGACCCGCCAACCCGGAAACGGCGGCGGCGGCGCCCGAGGCUCCUGCGCGCCCGCGCCCGCGCUCCCCUCGCCGCUCGCCUGGGCCGCCAGGUACGUGCCCCGGGCUCCGCGGGCUCCGCCGGCGCCGCCGCCCGGGCCGCCCGGCUGGUCCGCGCGCGCCCUGCGAGCCGACCUGCUCCCGGGGAGGGCGUGGGGUGCGGGGCGCGCGCGUGAUGGCUGCGGGGAGGGGAAGGGAUGCGAUCCGGGCCGCGCCGGGCGUCCUGCGGUUUGGAGUAGGGGCGCCGCGAGGGUGGGGGAAUCGGCGCGGGGCGGGGACGGGGCGCCCGGAGGAUGCGCCUCGGGUGGGCUGCGGAGGGCGGACGCGAGGAGUGCACGCCGCGGGGCCGCCGCCCGGGUCCACCCAGCUGCGGGGAGCGCGCGGCGGCGCCCGGAGGAAGGGGGUACCCGGGGUGACUGCUCCGAGGCGGACCCCUUCUGAGAGCCAGCCCUCCAGACCACCUGUCUCCGGCCUCGCCCCGCCCCCUAGGGGAGGGGCGGGAGCAAAGUGGGCGGGGAAGGAAGACGGUUUACCUUGCGGGGCGGGCGGGCGCGCGGCGCUUGCGCACGGCCGGACAGGUCCGCGGCGCUCACUUCCUGGCAUUGCCCCCUCCCCCUCCUCGCCGUUACCCUGUAUAUCGGGGUCAUUUGCCCUCCCCGCUCGGAGGAGCCGCCGCCGCCGCCGUCGCCGCCUGGCUCGUCGCGGCUCCGCCACAGGGGCAGGUGCGGAGGGGUUUCCGGUCCGGCCGCCGCCGCCGCCGCUGCCCCGCUCCGGGUCCGGGGCUCCCCCUAGCGCCGCUGAGGAGCCGCCGCCGCGGCUCGAGGAGGGCGGAGGAACGGGGCUGAGAGAGAGCGCCUGGAGGCUCGCGCGGAGGGUGAGUGGUUUAUUUUUUUCCCCUUUUCUCCGCUUCUCUCACACCCCUGGCUCGUUUGCUCCGCGACCCCAUGUUGGCGGAGAGGCGGGCGCGGUGGGGCCGGCGCGGGGCUUCCUCAUCCCCCCCACCACCGUCGCCGGGGGCCCACCCCGGCGCCCACCCCUGGCGCUGCGGCGGCAUCUCCGCGGGCGCCCCGGGCCGCCCCUGCCUCCUUCCACUCGCGUCUCCCCGCGCGUGCUCGCCGCCCCCUCCCGUGCCCAGCCCUGCCUCCGCCCUUGGCCUUUGGCUCCGGGCGCUGCCCCUCCCGCGUCUGUGGUCGCCCCCGACCCGGAGCGCCCGCGUCCUUCCUUCCCAGCGGCCGCCUUCCCUCCCGGGGCUGGUCCCCGGAUCCACACCCCCUUCUCCCUCGGGCUCCACCUGCCUCGCCCGGACACGCGGCCCUCCUGGUCAGCUGCCUUGAACUUGGUGUCCCGACCCCUUCCGCCCGUGCCACGGUACCGUCAGAUUCAGGUGCUGCGUGGACCGCAGCUCCUUAGCAUUUAA